GCAGCUGAGUUCAGGGACCCUCAGGGCCGUGAGGGAGGCGGGGGUCCUGAGGCUGGACCGGGCAGGGCUGUGGGAGGCCGGGGGCUGGGAGGUCUGGUCUGAGGAAGGGAGCGUCCAUGCGGGAACUCAGGGAGGAGAGGAGCACGUGAGAGGUGGGGGCUCUGCCCACCUCCAGGCCAGCAGUUUGGGAACCUCAGCGCCCCACUGGACUGGUAGAGGGGUCGCGGUGGGCAGCAAGCGCCGCCGCCGCAGUCCAGCCGCAGUCCAGCCGAAGUCCCGCCCGCGCCGCACCCCUGACUCACUUCCUUUGCAAAGAAGCGGAAACCUCCCCAGGGCUUUCUCCAGUCCGGACGCUCCCAGGGUACCCGCAGGUGUCGCUGACCCGGUGAGGCCCCUCACCCCGCCCUGACCCACGCAGAGAAGCCCGCGCUGUCGGCUUCCUGAGUGGUAGGCCCCAGCCUCGGGCGUGGGCAGGCGUGUGGGUCUGGGGGCCAGUGAGAGCCUGACCUGACGCAGCUGCAGGGAGGGCGACCUGCAUGCCAAGCACCGCCCCUGCGCCAUGGACCGCGGCCAGUCCAGCCCGGAGCCCGCGGCCCCGGUCGCCCCCAGCCCGAGCGUGAUCGCUCCGGUGCGCGCCGUCGUCCGCCUACGCCACCAAGUGCGCCUCCUGCGCAAGCGGCGGCCGCCCCCGCCGGCCGUGGAGCCGGACCCCGGGGCUGCGGCGCCGCGCGUCCUCCGGGAGCAGCCGCAGUUCUUCACCUUCGACGGGCCGGCCGAGCUGGCCUCGAGACCCGCGCGGAAGCGCCGCCGGCGCAGCCGCCUGGUGCUCUACCCUGAGACCUCGCGCAAGUUCGGGCCGCGCGCCGAGCGCCAGAGCCGCGCCCAGCGCUGCCUGCUGUUGCUCGUGGCCAUCGUGGGCUUCCAGGUGCUCAACGCCAUCGAGAACCUGGACGACAACGCGCUGCGCUAUGACCUCGACGGGCUGGAGAAGACGCUGCAGCGCGCUGUGUUCGGGCAGCCGGCGGCCAUGGGCCGCCUCGUGGCUCUGCUGCGGGACUACCUGGCCACGCACGUGCACAGCCGCCCGCUGCUCCUGGCGCUGCACGGGCCCAGCGGCGUGGGCAAGAGCCACGUGGGCCGCCUGCUGGCGCGCCACUUCCGCGCGGUACUGGCGGACGGCGCGCUUGUGCUGCAGUACCACGCGCGCCACCACUGCCCCGCGCCGCGCGCCGCCGCUGGCUGCCGCGAGGAGCUGGCGCGGCGCGUGGCCGACGUGCUGGCGCGGGCCGAGGCGGAGGAGAAGACCCCGCUCCUGGUGCUGGACGACGCGGAGCUGCUGCCGCCGGCGCUGCUGGACGAGCUGCAUGGCCUCUUGCAGCCGCAGCGGCCGCCGCGCUUCCACAACGCCGUCUACGUGCUGCUCAGCGGCGCGGGCGGCGCUGAGGUCACGCGCUUCGUGCUGCAGAACGCGUCCCGCUCGGGGCACGCCGACGGGCCGGAGGAGCUGCGCGCAGCCGAGGAGGAGCUGCGCGCCAGCCUGCGCGCGCUGCUGAUCCGCCAGCAUCCGCUGUGGGAGGCCGCAGCCAUCGUGCCCUUCCUGCUGCUGGACAAGCGGGACGUGGUCAACUGCUUCCGGGAUGAGAUGGCCGGGGAGGGCUUCUUCCCGGAGCAGGCCCGGGCCGAGCUGCUGGCCGCGCAGCUCAGCUACUACCGCGUGGCCGGCCGCGAGUUCGCCGUCACCGGCUGCAAGCAGGUGGUGGCCACGGUCAACCUCUUGUAGCGCAGGUGCGCCUGGACGUGGCUGCCCGCUGCGCCACCAUGGGAAGUCCUUGUGGCCGUAGUCGUUGGAGGGGGGGAACUGCGGGUUUGCUGCGGCCUGUGAGGCCCGAAUAAAUCUGUCCGCGGCCUGCCGCCAACUCACGCUGGGACCUGGAGUGGGAGGGCCAGGCCGGGUCAGUUCUGACCUCUUC
Messenger RNA from Cervus elaphus (red deer), 1970 nucleotides. RefSeq names its product torsin family 4 member A (gene TOR4A). Gene Ontology annotation, molecular function: ATP hydrolysis activity; ATP binding. The record is from RefSeq and is a predicted model, not a curated record. The transcript has 3 exons. NCBI's taxonomy places the organism in Eukaryota, Metazoa, Chordata, Mammalia, Artiodactyla, Cervidae. Gene Ontology annotation, cellular component: endoplasmic reticulum lumen; nuclear envelope. The coding region runs from base 560 to 1780 and encodes 406 amino acids.